AUGAUUAACGCGGCUCUGCCCGGUGCCCCGGCGUCCCGCAGCGGCCACCGGGUGCCACCGCGGGCGCCACGUGUGCGCUCCGUGCGCCACCUCCCCGCUGCCCCCGGUGCCGAUAAUGCCAUGGAGGGGGGGGCUCAGCAGAGCAGCCUCUGGGAGCCCCCCGAGCAGGAGGGGGGUCCUGGUGAGCGGGAGGGGGGCGAGGGGCCGCCCGAGCUCAGGCGCUCCCAGCCCCUCCUCAUCCACGGCAGCAGCCGGCAGCCGCCGCAGGAGGAGCCGCGAGCGUCGUCGCUGCCCAGCAUCCCCAACCCCUUCCCCGAGCUCUGCAGCCCCUCCAACUCCCCCAUCCUGAGCAGCCCGGCCCUGGGACAGGGACCCCCCCGCGAGGGCGCCUCACACGUGGUGAAGGUGUUCGGCGAGGACGGCGCCUGCCGCUCCCUGGAGGCCUCGGGGGCCACCACGGCGCGGCAGCUCUGCGAGACGCUGGUGCGCAGGACGCGCGCGCUGCACGACCACAGCUGGGCCCUGGUGGAGCUGCACCAGCACCUGGCCCUGGAGCGCUGCCUGGAGGACCACGAGUCGGUGGUGGAGGUGCAGAGCUCCUGGGCCCCGGGUGCCGACAGCCGCUUCGUGUUCCGCAAGAACUUCGCCAAGUACGAGCUCUUCAAGAGCAGCGCGCAGCUGCUGUUCCCCGAGGUGAUGGUGUCCAGCUGCCUGGAGGCCAACAAGAGCAUGGCGCACUCCGAGCUCAUCCAGAAUUUCCUCAACUCUGGGAGCUGCCCCGAGGUGCAGGGCUUCCUGCACCUGCGGGAGGCCGGCCGCAAGGUCUGGAAGCGUUUCCACUUCUCCCUGCGCCGCUCGGGGCUCUACUACUCCACCAAGGGCACCUCCAAGGACCCCCGGCACCUGCAGUACUUCGCCGACCUCACCGAGUCCAACAUCUACUACGUGACGCAGGGCAAGAAGCUCUACGGGACGCCCACGGAGUUCGGCUUCUGCAUCAAGCCCCACAAGGCGCGGAGCGGCCUCAAGGGCCUGAAGGUGCUGUGCAGCGAGGACGAGCAGAGCCGCAGCUGCUGGAUGGCCGCCUUCCGCCUCUUCAAGUACGGGAUGCAGCUCUACCGCAACUACCAGCAAGCCCAGGCCCGGCUGAGCCAGCCCCCGUGGCUCGGCCCCACGCCCCUGCGCAGCGUCUCCGACAACGCCCUGGUGGCCAUGGACUUCUCAGGCUGCACGGGCCGGGUGAUUGAGAACCCCAGCGAGGUGCUGAGCGUGGCCCUGGAGGAGGCCCAGGCCUGGAGGAAGAAGACGACGCACCGGUACAGCCUGCCCGCGGCCUGCCACAGCUCCCCGCUCAGCGCCGCCAUCCACCGCACCCAGCCCUGGUUCCACGGGCGCAUCUCCCGCGAGGACACCCAGCAGCUCAUGGGCCGCCAGGGCUUGGUGGACGGGGUCUUCCUGGUGCGGGAGAGCCAGCGGAACCCCAAGGGCUUCGUGCUGUCCCUGUGCCACCUGCAGCGCAUCAAGCACUACCUCAUCCUGCCGAGCGAGGAGGAGGGUCGGCUCUACUUCACCAUGGACGACGGGCAGACGCGCUUCGCCGACCUCAUCCAGCUGGUGGAGUUCCACCAGAUCAACCGCGGCAUCCUGCCCUGCAAGCUGCGGCACUACUGCACCUGCGUGGCCCUCUGAGCCCCUGGCAGGGCUUGGCACAGCCUGGCACCACCAGCACGGCGGGGUUUGGCUCAGUUUGGCACUGCCAGCGUGGUUUGGCACAGCCUGGCACCACCAGCAUGGCGGAGUUUGGCUCAGUUUGGCACUGCCAGCGUGGUUUGGCACAGCUUGGCACUGCCAGUGUGGUUUGGCACAACCUGGCACUGCUGGCGUUCUUCACCUCAGUCUCACGGCUUGAGAGAGCCCAGCAGCACCGGCGUGGAAUGGCUUGGCACAGCCUGGCACCACUGGCAUUGUUUGGCACGGACUGAUGCAUCUUGGCAGAGCCCAGCACCACCAGCGCAGUUAGGCACAGCUGGGCACCACUGACGUGGCACAGCUCAGCACAGCCUGGCACUGCUGGCACAGCUCGGCACCAGUGGGAUGGUUUGGCACAGCCCAGCACAACCAGCGUGGCACAGUUUGGCACAGUCUGACACAGUUGGGUGGUUUGGCACAGCCUGGCACCGCCAGCACGGCACAGCUCGGCACAGCCCAGUGCCACCAGGAUGAUUUGGCACAGCCUGGCACUGCCAGCAUGGCACAGCCCACGCCAGGACCCCCACACUCAAGCACUUUCUCCCCUCUGCCCCGAGUGUCCCUGCAGGGGCCUGGCGCUCCUUGCCCCCACACCAGGGGGGUUUUGGGGUCCCCAGGAGCGGGGUCCCGGGCUGGGGGGGUGAGGGGGGCACCCAUCACCGUGUCCCCCACGUCUCCACGAGGCCAGUUGAACUGGGACGUGUUUUAUACCAGUGAUAAUAAAGGUUAUUUUUGCAGA
Messenger RNA from Passer domesticus (house sparrow), 2488 nucleotides. RefSeq names its product growth factor receptor bound protein 7 (gene GRB7). The transcript has 16 exons. The coding region runs from base 1 to 1689 and encodes 562 amino acids. Gene Ontology annotation, biological process: signal transduction. The record is from RefSeq and is a predicted model, not a curated record. NCBI's taxonomy places the organism in Eukaryota, Metazoa, Chordata, Aves, Passeriformes, Passeridae.